Sabethes cyaneus is the source of this 3018-nucleotide messenger RNA. It is a transcript of the gene LBR, whose product is annotated as lamin-B receptor. Gene Ontology annotation, biological process: sterol biosynthetic process. The transcript has 3 exons. The record is from RefSeq and is a predicted model, not a curated record. Bases 94 to 2106 code for a protein of 670 amino acids. Gene Ontology annotation, molecular function: oxidoreductase activity, acting on the CH-CH group of donors, NAD or NADP as acceptor. NCBI's taxonomy places the organism in Eukaryota, Metazoa, Arthropoda, Insecta, Diptera, Culicidae. Gene Ontology annotation, cellular component: endoplasmic reticulum membrane; nuclear inner membrane.
UUAGAAAUAAGAGAAUAUUUUCUAUAAGAAACCAACCUAAAUUGGUAAAACUCGACUCUGAAAACAACUGUGCAGUGAGUGAGAAAGUCCGGAAUGGAAAGUCGUCGAGCAACAAGAGGUGCGGGACCAGCUACAUCAUCAGGCGCCGCGGUACCUGGUCCGGCGGAGACGGCUAAACGUGGUCGGAAGUCAGCAACCCGGAACAAAAGUCCGUCACCACCACCGGCAAGAAAAUCAUCCGUCGGCCGUAAAGCCUCUCCUGCUCGAUCAAAAAGAUCACCCGCUAGAAAGCCUUCCCCAGCACGGAAACUAUCCCCAAAACGGAAAGCUUCUCCAGCACGAAAAGCAUCACCUGCACGCAAGGCUUCGCCAGCUAGAAAGGCCUCGCCUGCACGGAAAUCUACCCAAGUGGACUCUGCUGUUAAGGAGGCGAUCAUCAAGCUUUCUCCUGAUUCUAAAAAUGAACCACGUCGAUCUACCAGAAUAAGGAUCUCUGAACAACGGGACAAGAGUCCGGUGAUUCGAAAAUCCCUUCGUGAUAAAAACCUCUCCGCUAUAUUGGACGAGGCGGAGGAACUUUCGAAGAAAGGUUCACCUGCUAAAAGUUUAACCCCGAAUACGAGCCACCGAUCAAUCGUGACGUCAACGGAACGGAGCAGACUUACCGCGUCUCGUUCGGUCAGCAUCGCCAAUGAAUCGCAAGAGUUCUCCGAUCACGAAGACGUAGAAUUUCAAAGCUUCCACAAGGAUGAUAAUGGAAUCUCGAAGAGCAAAUCGUAUGCACGACGAAGCGCCACCAAGCAGUUGCAAGAUUUGCGCGAGUAUGGAGGAAAUUUGGGAGCUGCUGCCGUAUUACUCUUGGUUCCCGUUUUCGUUUUAUUGACGAAUCACUACUGCUCCAGUCGUGAAGACUGUCGCUAUAAGAUCCCAAGAAAUCUAAGCGAGUUCACUGAGUUCUCAGCUUUCAACAAUCACAAGGAGCCUGUGUUGUUUUUAUUAUUUACCUGGCUAGUUGCUCUAUGCACCUCCUUGCCUAUAGGAAAAGCGGUAAAAAUCGUAGACGACAUACGCGGUCAACAGAGCUACGUCUUUACCGGAUUAUCAUGUGCUGUCCUUACCGGAUUGGCAAUAUGUAUUGCCGAAUACUUCGAGUAUCGAGUGCUCAGUAUUAUCAGCGUAGGCUACAGCCGCCUGCUGGUUAUCAGUUUGGCAUACGCGUUUAUUACAGCUGGUUUUGCUUUCUUCAAGUCUCGCUACGUGCCGCAGCUUAACUGGAAUCCCUAUGCGAAAACUGGUUUCCUGUCCGAUUUCUUCGUUGGACGCGAGGUCAACCCUACGGCUUUCAACACCAUCAACCUUAAACUGGUCCAUUAUCACAUAUCUGUCGUGCUGGCACUUAUUUUCAAUUGUAUUCUUUUGUAUCGCAAUCUUGGUAUUCCGAUACCCGAAGCGCAGGAACCAUGGUCACUGGAGACAUUGGUCUUCCUCGUGAAAAAUAGCAGUCCGGUAGCGACACCUACUGUCGUUGCAUCGCUCAACAUUCUCUAUCUGCUGGACCUGCUUGCCUACGAACAUCAUUUAACCUUCUCAUUCGAUUUGCAAAGCGAAGGUUUCGGUGCCCUGCUGCUUGUACGAUACGCAGUUUUCCCAUUCACUCUCACACUGCUACCGAAGUAUGUUUCCACGCAAGGAAUCGUUGCACCAAUUUGGAUCCUGGCGGUCAUAACUCUGCUGGCCCUCACCGGACUGUAUAUCAAAAGAUCCAGUAAUCGUCUGAAGCAUCAAUACCGGCUGAAUCCACUCGGCGAGAAGUUUAUCGAUCUGGAAACCCUGCCCACCUUCCAAGGUCGCCGCCUGCUGGUGGCCAAAUGGUGGUCUUUCGUCCGUCAGCCCAACUACGUCGGAGAUAUUCUGCAGCAGGUGGCCCUGUUACCACUGUUGUACUUCCGCUUUGCAUGGCCUCCACUUUUGGCCGUUCUUUUCACCGUAGCCCUUCUAGUUGAGCGUGCCCGGCGUGUCAACGAUCGUAACGCUAAAAAGUACAACUCUGCCUGGCAACGUUACUGCUCCAAGGUACCGUACAUGCUGGUGCCCAAAGUAUUCUAAGAAGCAUCGGCUCGAUCACCGGUCGACGGACGAUACAAACAAUUCAGCGAGUUUGUAAAAAGUGUUCUUCUUAUUUCGUACAGUUUUAUGUUUGCUACUAGUAGACCCGUAAGUGACGUUCUGUAUGUUAAAUAGCACGAACCUAGGUUAUAUUGAUGCAACCCAUAUACAAGUUUGAACACAUAAAGAAAGAGUGUGUGAUUAAUAAUUCAAAUAGUGUAGAAAUAGCAAAGCAGACAUAGAGUUAAGCUAGUAAAAUCAAACUCUUCAUCUAUUUCACAAAAUUACGUAGACUUAUUUUAAAUCAUCCGGCGUAUAGAGUCUAGAUAAAUUAAACAAAAGUUAGAUUUUGUUAGCAUCAUCUUUUUGUCAAUUGAUUAUAGUUUGAUAGAAAAUAAUUGUAAAGUUUAUGCAUUUUGCAUGCAUUAUAAAGGCAAUUUUACAACACGACUGUACAAAUUGGACUUAAGAAAAGGAAGCUCAACUUGCGUUAAAGCUUCAAAGAGUUAUAAAUAAGAUUUAAAAUUUUACAGAACACGACAAUUCUACAUUUUUUUAUUUCAAUUUUUUUAAUCAUAAGUUUUAAUAAGUUUUCACAGUACUAGUUUUUUUUAUUGAUUAAGUCUACUCAAAGAGAUAGGUUCAAGACACGUAGCACGCGAUCGAACUCACAUUCGCACUCAUACACGCCAUCAGGAUGCUAAUUCAUUCAUGCUAGUUGCAGUGAGUAGGAGUAAGUCAUAAACAAGAGAUUCUUUGUUUAAUAAGCUUGUGUUUUAAAUCGAUCUCGUUGUACAGAAUUUCCACAAACAAAAUCUCUCAAAUUUUGCGAAUCGGCAUGCGAAAUGCUUUUCAAAUUUAGGAUUAUGAAACCGGUGUCUUAUUAUUAUUCGUGCUACAAAAUACAUGCAA